CGGCCGGGCGGGGGUGGCGGAGCGGGCGCAGCGGAGCCGGCGGGAUGGAGCGGCCCGGGCGGGCUGCGGCGGUGGCGGGUGCACAGCCCCGCGCUAACGGCUGCAGCGGCGCGGGCCACGGCACGCUCCGCAACGGUUACGUGCGCCGCUUUCCCGCUCCCGACACACAGGUGGAUCAUAUUGUGCACAAUGGAGGAUUAUACAAAAGGCCUUUCAAUGAAGCUUUUGAAGAAACACCAAUGCUGGUUGCUGUGCUGACCUAUGUAGGCUAUGGUGUUCUUACUCUUUUUGGGUAUCUGCGAGAUUUCAUGCGGCAGUGGAAGAUUGAGAAGUGCCAGAAUGCAACAGAAAGAGAAGAACAAAAGGACUUUGUCCCAUUGUACCAGGACUUCGAAAAUUUCUACACCAGAAACCUCUACAUGCGCAUUCGGGACAGCUGGAACCGUCCAAUCUGCAGUGUGCCAGGGGCCAAAGUGGACAUGAUGGAGAGAGUUUCCCAUGACUACAACUGGACAUUCACGUACACAGGGAGGGUGAUAAAGGACAUCAUUAAUAUGGGUUCCUACAACUACCUUGGAUUUGCACAGAACACUGGGACUUGCCAAGAAGCAGCAGCUAAAGUUCUGUCCCAGUAUGGAGCUGGAGUGUGCAGCUCUAGGCAGGAGAUGGGAAACUUGGACAAACAUGAGGAGCUGGAAAAGCUAGUUGCCAGGUUCCUAGGUGUGGAAUCUGCAAUGGCAUAUGGAAUGGGGUUUGCAACCAACUCCAUGAACAUUCCUGCUUUAGUUGGCAAGGGCUGUCUGAUUUUGAGUGAUGAACUGAAUCAUGCAUCACUAGUGCUUGGAGCAAGACUGUCAGGAGCAACUAUUCGAAUCUUUAAGCACAACAAUAUGCAAAGCCUGGAGAAGCUGCUCAAAGAUGCUAUUGUGCAUGGGCAACCUCGUACACGGAGGCCCUGGAAAAAAAUUCUUAUCUUGGUGGAAGGAAUAUACAGUAUGGAGGGAUCCAUAGUCCGUUUGCCUGAAGUGAUUGCCCUUAAGAAGAAGUAUAAAUCUUACCUGUACCUUGAUGAGGCUCAUAGCAUAGGUGCCUUGGGUCCCAGUGGCCGGGGCGUAGUGGACUAUUUUGGACUCAAUCCAGAAGAUGUGGAUAUUAUGAUGGGAACAUUCACCAAAAGUUUUGGAGCUGCUGGAGGAUACAUUGGGGGCAAGAAGGAGCUGAUUGAUUACCUCAGAACGUACUCUCACAGUGCUGUGUAUGCAACAUCAAUGUCACCUCCUGUUGUGGAGCAAAUCAUCACCUCUGUGAAGUGCAUUAUGGGUGAAGAUGGUACAAUUGUCGGGAAAGCACGUGUGCAGCAGCUAGCAGAGAACACGAGAUAUUUCAGGAGACGACUAAAAGAGAUGGGCUUUAUCAUCUAUGGAAAUGAAGAUUCCCCAGUUGUGCCUCUGAUGCUCUACAUGCCAGCAAAAAUUGGUGCAUUUGGGCGUGAGAUGCUGAAGCGGAACAUCGGUGUUGUGGUUGUGGGCUUCCCUGCCACCCCCAUCAUCGAGUCCAGAGCCAGAUUCUGUUUGUCUGCAGCUCAUACCAAAGAGAUGCUUGACAGAGCUUUAAAGGAAAUUGAUGAAGUUGGGGAUCUUUUGCAACUGAAAUAUUCCCGUCACCGCUUGGUACCUCUCUUGGACCGACCGUUUGAUGAGACAACAUAUGAAGAAACAGAAGACUGAACCCCCUCCGUGAGCGUUGGUGGGAGGGACACACCCUGUGGGACACUCCAUGGCACACAGGACACAGCAUCCAUGAACAACACAUUUAGGACUGCUUAGCAUAAAAGACAUUUCCUCACAAUACUGAAGUAGCCACGUCAGCUCUAAAUGGCAUUUUGUAAAUAGGGAGAGGAGAAAAAAGGCUUUGAUUCCUGUGUCUUCAGGGUCUGGCCCUAGAGGUGCUCAGCUUCAGUUUUUCUUGUUGCUUUUUUUUAUUUAUUUGUCUCAGUGAAUUCACAGCAACCAGAGUUGGCCAUGGUCAGCUCAGACUUUGUAUGCCCCAUUAGCCUCACAAAUGCUGGCUGAGAUGUUGUGAGCAUGUGUGACGCUGGCGUGGCAGCAUUUCCAGUGUCACUGCUAGGUGCCUGACCUUCCCAGUAAGGAGUAAGCUGACCUGUCUGCUCUUGGAAUCUUCCUAAAGAAACUCUUACUUGCUAACUUUGACAUAUUUAACAAGAUGGAUAAUCAACCAAAGUUGCUUUUUCUUUUGCAGUUACUUGUGUUUAAAACAUAAAUUCAGCCUUUUUAAAAUAAAUGUAUUGUUGACAUGUCACUGACAGGACCAUUGUUCCCAAACAUUAUUUAGUUUUGUAAGCCACAGGCAGAAGGACUUCUGGGACUCUAGCUUCUUUUCCUUACUGGUAUGGAUGCCAGAUUGUCUCCUGGUUUUGACACUAAUUGUCCUCUUGAUAUAGGGUAAGUAGUGGAAAGGGGAUUUUUGUUUUGUUUGGAUUUUUAUUUUUAAAUGGACUGUGUUUUGUCUUCUGACAUACUACUGUUUAAAAAAGAAAAAAAAAAGGUAGUUCUAAUGUGUGUUGCUUUCUCAUCUUCAGAUUAAUUUCUCUUGCUUUAGAAUUAUCAUACAAUCAUGAACAAGUCACUGCUAAGUUCUAGAAGAGUGCUCUUGGAAUUAAGUAAAACAUGGCAAGACUUGUGCUUCUUAAGACCCGCACCCCUCAAAAAAGCAGGCCUAUAAAAUGGAUGACUAUUAGGAGAGCCCCUUCGUGCAGAUCUGUGAAAGACUAAUUGCUACCCUUUUUCUAAUUCACCGUUUCUUGUUAUAUAUGAGGUGUUCUUCAUUGAUCUUGUUGCUGAAGGCUUUUAUGCAAAGAAUUUAGACAUCUUGGAUCUUAUAAUGCAUUACAUUUCGGCUAAGCAACAAGUUUUGGCAGCUGCAUGUCUGUGUAGGCCUUCCCUGCAGAGAGAAUGUCCUCGCAAUUGCAUGUAGUUUGACAUCUUUAGUCAUUCUGUUAACUGUGAGACCAAAUUAAUCUUUGCUGAGCUGGUUGCUGUUUGGAAUCUUUUAUUUGCAAGUUCCACCAUGUCUUUCUGUGAGUUUAAAAUAGACACCUUUGCUCUAGCACACCUUCGAGGUGGUCUGCUGCUUAGUCAUUGCAUCUUUUAUUCUUUCAGUGAACAGAAUGGAUCAUUGAAGAGGUACCAAAAAUUUUAUCACAGCAGUCAGUUACGGUAUAGUUUGUUUCUGUAUUUUAUACUUUGGACAUGUGGGGGUUUCUGCAGAGAUAGUAAAACUGUGUUGACUGGGUUGGGCCAGCUCUUCAUUAGUAAGAUGCUUUAAUUUCUUCUGUGUUCACUCUGCAACUAACAGGGUUGGUCACUAGAACCAAGCAGUUCUGCAGAUACGUCUAGUGAUUUCAAGCAGAAUUGGCUUCACUUUAAGGAAUAUCUAUCUUCAUGUGUUUAUAGAUCUUGUUCCAUUUUGAUGUAAUGGAACUUCAAAAUUCUGAUUGUUUUUACCAUUGCAUUUUAGAAAUCCAAUUUGAGAAAAACUAAAACUGACUGUUUGAAAAUGGGUCCAGAUAACUGUUUUUGUCAUAGUUCACUAAUGUUGAUUUACUCAGCUUGUGCAUAGUUCAAGAAGUCUGUAACCUGUAUAUGCAGUUUUGAUAGCUAUGGAGUAGUCUCAUUUGUUCAGCCACAGAGUGAGUAAACUACAAUUACACAGGCUUACUUUCUUGCCUGUGUUCUGCCCAGAACUAGCUCUUAACAUUCCAGCAGAUGACCUGCUGCUUUCUGACUUGAAGAAGCUUUACCUCAAAGAAUUGUUGCUUCUUUUUCUGAAUUACAGUAGGGAACAAGAGGAGGUUAGUGCAGGAAGCCCUAACUCCAGCCCUGAUCCUGUUGACUUGAUCACGGAAUGGUUUCAGAUGGCAAAACAAAUAAACUUGAAUGCAUAGGCAUGGGUCACUAGGGAGCUAGCUUGAGCAUUCCUGGAUGUACAGCGUGCUUGUGUCUGUGUAGUCAAGUCAAUUUGAAAACUGUGAUGUACUGAGUUACAAGUUCUGCAAGUCUUGAGUCUUAAUCUUUUCAUCAGGAUUCAGUUGUAGUGCAGCUUGUCUUUAGAAGGGAGAAAAACAGGUGCAUAAAUCUAAGUAAUUUAGAUAACUCCUGCAUAACACUUCUGAAAUUGUCAGUGCUUUAAAACUACCAAUCUUCACUGGGAUUCCAGUUGCACUUGUUGAGGCAACUGUGUUCGUGCUAAACUUCUGCCAUUCAGUAUCUUUGUGUUGUAUCAUGCUGUCUUCAUAUGACACUGAAUUCUGCAUUGCAAAGACAUUUCAGUAAUCAUUCAGGCAGUCAUUAGCAUUUGCAAACUGCUUGGUUACAUUUCAGCUGUGCCAUAUCUUUUUUCGGAAGCAACUCCACCCCUCAGGAGGCGUUUUAUUCACAGGAACCUGUUUUGCCAAAGUCUGGUACCUGUUGGAACUGUUUGCUUCUGAAAAAGAAGUCCAAGAUUUUGCACUUUUAAGCCAGUAAUUCACUGAGUGUGAAAGCCAGGAAAAUCUUUUCACAUCUACUAAAAAGCUCUGCUCCCACAACAGAAGGAACAGACCACUUCUGGUUUGUACUAGGCAAACCUACAGCAUGAAUGCUGUCACAGUAUGUGUAGGAUGGAUUGCUGCUUUGAUAUUUAUGUACUGACCAGAAAUCUGUUUCCUUUUUGUCCUGGCAGUAGAAGUGAAUGAAAGAACCAAUCUUGAGAGAUCACAAAGGAAGAAAAGCUGCUUAAGAAAUAGACUUCAGUCCCUGCCAACUGUUCUGAGACAUUCUAAUUGAAAGUGACUCCUGGUAUUUCUUAAGGGAUGCAAAAUUCAAAAGAAAAUGAAGGCUGCUUUUGAACAAGGGGUUUUGCCCUGUACAGUAUAUUGGCUAAACUUAUAAAUAUACAAUAGUUACCUUCCCAGUACCUCUCUGAAGAACUUAGCAGGCAAGAGUUUGCUUCUGCUGAGCGAAGAGUUUAGAACCAUUAUAGUUUUUAAGGCUGAUGGCCACGUUCUUUUUCUCUUAAAAGAAACUGAGAAGCUCCUAUUACCGAGCAUCAAUAGAGAGUGAGAGAUCUGCUUCUUGUUAGAAACUGGCCUUCCCAAGUAGACCUUUGUCUUAAGGAGCCUGAUUCAUAAUUUUGGUUUUAGUUUUUGGCAGAGAAUAAACCAAAUCUUGUGUUAAGAUUUUCAUGGCUUUUAUUGUUACACAAGACACAAACUUUUGUACAGUAUGUGUAUAUGGUAUAAUUAAACUCUUUGUUUAGUUACUGUAUUUUUUCCCCUUCUAAGUAGCAUCCUUAAAGAGCUGUUCUAGUUCUGUAGUUACUGGUAUAUCACACUAGGCAAAGACUCAGGAGUGAACUGACCGAACAUCUUACUGUAAUGAAGUCAUUUAGUGAAGGAAUUGUGUCAUGCAUCAUGAUCUUGCUGUUUUCUCUAAGAGUGCAGAAGUGGUGCCCACUGUGAGAGUAGGAACCCACCUUCACACAAGCAGUAAAGGGAAGUAUGCCCAUGAAAUCAGUGACACAGCCCAGUGCUGUGUGGAUGAAGGACCAGUACAGCAGAGAUGGAGAAAAGAUGCAGUCAGUCAUUGCUUAUUCUCAGCUGUACAGGGAUCUUCCAUGUGUACUUGAACAAAUGUCCCUAAGACAGGAAUGCAACUUUCAGUGCCCAAAGAGACACUUCUCUAAAGCUUUUCCACACCAAGUAAAUACUGUUUCUCCUUCUAUGCAAAUUUUAGUUUCUUUACUUUUGAAAAGUAUUUGGCUUACAGCUGUUUGCUUGUCCAGAAGUCAUCCAUUCAGGCAGAUCAUAGCUCCAAGAGGCUGGAGGAAAACCAUGAGCAUGAGCUCUCCAUAUCACCUAGGAGAGCACCUCACAGCAUUAGAUCUGGAGCGCUAUGCAUGAGCUCCCUUGCUGCAUCACGGAGAAGGAAACUUGUGGAGGUUUAUCCCAAUAUACAAUGCUCAAAAUUUAUACAGUUUAUAUGUACAGUUGAUGUGCAUUAUUUUUACAGUUUAUCCUCUGCCUGUGAAAGUGUCAAGCAUGCUGGGAUCUAUGUGGGUGGCACCUUUUGCACAGAGAUCUGAGAUACCCGUGGUCUGUUCUAUUCCAACACAAGUGAAGUGCUGAGCUGUGUGGGAAUAAUUCCUAGUAUGACCCCUCAGCAGGCUCUAGUGCUGGACCACUGUUUUGGAAAAGCACUAGUCAUUUGACCUGUGUAACUUGAACAUGGUUUUGAAAGAAAGAAAGGAAAAAAACCCACACAGAACUCCUCAGAUGCCAUAGUGAUGACUUGUAUUCCUGUAGCAUCCCCAGCUUUGCAAUUGUUCACCUGCUUAAGGAUUUGGAUGUGAAGCUAGAGCACAACCAUGAAGUGCUUGUGUGAAGAAUUGUACUUUAUUUUUCACUAAAAAAGUGUUUGGUGCAGACAUUGGAGCUGUUGAGUUUGCAUCUCCAGAAGGGGUUGGGUGAAGGAGAUUAUGACUGUGGUAUGCAUUGAAGGCCUAAAACUGUGACUUGGUAUGAAGAAUUUAGUUUAAAACUGACCUUGAAGAAUGCAGUGGAUUUUAACCCAUGGAAGAAUACUCUGUGCUUUUAGUUAAGCAAUAUGUACUGCUGUUUUCUUGCAGGGAGAGGUUCAACUCCAUUUGUGUUUGAUCCUAGCAGCUGUUUUAAGGAGCAGAGAGGUGAGGUGUCUGUAUGUGAAGGCCAAAAGCAGCGCAGCUCUCUGUACCGCUGUUCUGUGUUAGCGAGCAUCGGUAACUUGUUCCUGGGCUGCUCAAAGUGGGAGCGUUAUGGAGAGGGUCAGGAAGUUCAGAAGCAGUGGCAGCUAGCAGAUUAAUUUCCUCAACAGUCACGAACAGGUCUCUUGACUUGAAUAUGCCACGGGUUGGUGCUGUUCCAAAAAAUACCCCUGGUGAAGUGAAACGUGCACCACACCAUCUAUCUGAGUGCUGUAAAGCUUUCCUCUUUUGCCAAAUCUCACCCUGUUCAAGCAGUAUUUCUGCUACCCCCUAACGGUGUAUUACGCUAACUGCAUCUACAGUCUUCCGAUUAACUUUCAGACCAGUUCGAGGGAUAACAGGAACGUUGGAGCCUGAGGCUUUAGGCUAGCAGCCCCAAAGCCAAUGGUGGCCCACAUUUCCACUAGCCCCGGGGCAGAAUUACCAAGUCACAGCACUUUGUCUUAAAUUGCACUGUAUUCUUAUGCCUCUGUAUUGCUAUAAUGUACAUAUAUAUCGGAUUUUUUUUGUAGAUAAGACAUUUUAGAUAAAAUUUUUAAAUGGGCUCCCCCAAAAAUAUUUUAUGCCAGAUGUCUAAUUUUUUUUACACUUGGAAUUAACAUGAAGUUGGAUGCUCUGUGGGCAGGGAAAAGGUAAAUGGAUGGUACAUUGGCUUUAAAAAGGUAACAAUGCAUGUUAAAUUAAAAAAUGGAGAAAAAACUGCUUGGGAAAAAAUCCAUUCAAAUCUAUUCUAUGUUCUGCAUAAUAAAGACUUUAAAAAAAUGAA
This is a messenger RNA of Melopsittacus undulatus (budgerigar), 7564 nucleotides long. RefSeq names its product serine palmitoyltransferase long chain base subunit 2 (gene SPTLC2). Gene Ontology annotation, cellular component: serine palmitoyltransferase complex. Lineage: Eukaryota; Metazoa; Chordata; Aves; Psittaciformes; Psittaculidae. The record is from RefSeq and is a predicted model, not a curated record. Gene Ontology annotation, biological process: ceramide biosynthetic process; sphingosine biosynthetic process. Bases 45 to 1727 code for a protein of 560 amino acids. The transcript is spliced from 12 exons. Gene Ontology annotation, molecular function: pyridoxal phosphate binding; serine C-palmitoyltransferase activity.